Molecule: messenger RNA, 3786 nt
Organism: Jaculus jaculus (lesser Egyptian jerboa)
Lineage: Eukaryota; Metazoa; Chordata; Mammalia; Rodentia; Dipodidae
Gene: Fhod1
Product: formin homology 2 domain containing 1
Exons: 22
Coding region: 28-3543 (1171 amino acids)
Biological process (GO): cortical actin cytoskeleton organization; actin filament network formation
Cellular component (GO): cytoskeleton; cytoplasm
Molecular function (GO): actin filament binding
Source: RefSeq, a predicted model, not a curated record
GCCGGGUGCUAGCCGGUGGCCGGAGACAUGGCGGGCGGGGAAGAGCGCGGGGACGGGGAGCCGGUAUCCGUGGUGACCGUGAGGGUGCAGUACCUGGAAGACACCGACCCCUUCGCCUGUGCCAACUUCCCGGAGCCGCGCCGGGCCCCCACCUGCAGCCUGGACGGGGCGCUGCCCCUGAGUGCGCAGAUACCUGCGCUGCACCGACUGCUGGGGGCGCCUCUGAAGCUUGAGGACUGUGCCCUGCAGGUGUCUCCCUCUGGAUACUACCUGGACCCUGAGCUGUCCCUGGAAGAGCAACGGGAGAUGCUGGAGAGCUUCUAUGAGGAGAUCAGCAAAGGACGGAAGCCCACACUGAUCCUGAGGACACAGCUCUCUGUGAGAGUCAAUGCCAUCUUGGAAAAGUUGUAUGGCUCCAGUGGUCCUGAGCUCCGACGCUCCCUGUUCUCACUGAAGCAGAUCUUCCAGGAAGACAAGGACCUGGUGCCUGAAUUUGUGCACUCAGAGGGGCUGAGUUGCCUGAUCCGUGUGGGUGCUGCUGCUGAUCACAACUACCAGAGCUACAUCCUUCGAGCAUUAGGCCAGCUGAUGCUCUUUGUGGACGGGAUGCUGGGGGUGGUAGCCCACAGUGAGACAGUGCAGUGGUUGUAUACACUGUGUGCCAGCCUGUCCCGUCUGGUUGUGAAGACAGCCCUCAAGCUGCUUUUGGUGUUUGUGGAAUAUUCUGAGAACAACGCACCGCUGUUCAUCCGGGCAGUCAACUCUGUGGCCAGUACCACCGGCACUCUUCCCUGGGCCAAUCUGGUGUCCAUCCUGGAAGAGAAGAAUGGAGCUGACCCAGAGCUGUUGGUGUACGCUGUCACCCUCAUCAACAAGACUCUGGCAGCACUCCCAGACCAGGACUCCUUCUAUGACGUGACAGAUGCCCUGGAGCAGCAGGGCAUGGAGGCACUGGUCCAGCGCCACCUGGGUACUGCUGGCACUGAUGUGGACCUGCGAACCCAGCUUAUGCUCUAUGAGAGUGCCCUGCGGUUGGAGGAUGGAGACACGGAAGAAGCUACAGCCGCAGGUGGCCGACGGGAGCGGAGGAAGCCAUCCUCAGAGGAAGGAAAGAGGAGCCGCAGGUCAUUGGAAGGUGGGGGCUGUCCUGUGCGUGCCCCAGAACCUGGCCCUACAGGCCCCGCCUCCCUCACCAGCCCCACCUUGCUGACAAGUCCUGCCUCCAGCCACUCUGGCCUGGCCUCUGGAACCCGUACCUCAGUGAGCCUCUUUCCUGUCAUCUCUGUGGCACCCUCAGCUGACAGCUCCUGUGAGAGAAGCAUCUACAAAGCCCGGUUCCUGGAGAAUGUGGUGGCAGCAGAAACAGAGAAGCAGGCGGCAUUGGCCCAGGGCCGGGCAGAGGCACUGGCCGGGGCCACAAUGGAUGAUACUGAUGGGUUGGCAGGCACCAGGGAGCUCUGGGACUCCCCUGAGCCAACCUCUGCACCCAGAACACCCCAGAGCCCUGUCUCCCGAAUCCUGCUACGGACUCAACGGAGCCUUGAGCCAGAGCCAAAGGAGCCACUGGCACCACCAAGUCCCAAGGCUGAGCCUACCCUGGAUCUCCCUCCCCGUGUACCCAAGCUCUGUAUUGGAGACCUGGACUUUUCAGAUCUGGGAGAGGAUGAAGACCAAGACAUCCUAAGUGUGGAGUCCAUGGAAUCUGGAAAAGGAAUUUCACUUUCACUGCUUCCACCACCUCUGCCCUCUGGAGGCCCUCCACCUCCACCCCCACCUCCUCCACUCGUUUUAGGUUCUUGUCCACCACCUCCACCCCCACCACCCCCACCUAUCUUAGGCUCCUGCCCACCACCUCCACCCCUGGCUGCCCCUCUCCCCCCCACAGCACUUGAUGGCCCAGCCCUCCCUGCCAAGAGGAAAACAGUAAAACUCUUCUGGCGCGAGCUAAAGCUGGCCGGGGGCCCUAGGCGCUCUGGAAAGCACUUUGGGCCUAGCCCCACCUUAUGGGCCUCCCUGGAGCCUGUCUCAGUGGACACAGCCCGGCUGGAACAUUUGUUUGAGUCUCGGGCCAAGGAUGUGCUGCCCUCCAAGAAAGCUGGCGAGGGCCGCCGGACAAUGACCAUGGUGUUGGACCCUAAGCGCAGCAAUGCCAUCAACAUUGGCCUAACCACCUUGCCACCUGUACAUGUUAUUAAGUCUGCCCUGCUCAACUUUGAUGAGUUUGCUGUCAGCAAGGAUGGUAUUGAGAAGUUGCUGACCAUGAUGCCCACGGAUGAGGAGCGGCAGAAGAUUGAGGAAGCCCAGCUGGCCAAUCCUGAUAUUCCCUUGGGCCCAGCUGAGAAUUUUCUGAUGACUCUUGCUUCCAUUGGGGGCCUAGCUGCACGCCUCCAACUCUGGGCCUUCAAGCUGGACUAUGACAGCAUGGAGCGGGAAAUUGCAGAGCCAUUGUUUGACCUGAAAGUGGGCAUGGAACAGCUGGUGCACAAUGCCACCUUCCGCUGCAUCCUGGCUACCCUGUUGGCUGUGGGCAACUUCCUCAAUGGCUCCCAGAGCAGUGGCUUUGAGCUGAGCUACCUGGAGAAGGUGUCAGAGGUGAAGGAUACCGUGCGCCGGCAGUCACUGCUGUACCAUCUCUGCUCCUUGGUGCUCCAGACCCGGCCUGAUUCCUCCGACCUGUACUCAGAAAUCCCUGCUCUGACUCGCUGUGCCAAGGUGGACUUCGAGCAGUUGACUGAGAACUUGGGGCAGCUGGAGUGCCGGAGCCGGGCAGCUGAAGACAGUCUAUGGAGCUUGGCCAAGCAUGAGCUGCCACCAGCUCUACGUGCCCGCCUUACUCAUUUCCUGGCCCAGUGUACUCGCCGUGUUGCCAUGCUGAGGGUAGUGCACCGUCGGGUCUGCAACAGGUUUCAUGCCUUCCUGCUCUACCUGGGUUACACUGCCCAAGCAGCCCAGGAAGUGCGCAUUAUGCAGUUCUGCCACACACUGCGAGAGUUUGCACUCGAGUACCGGACCUGCCGGGAACGGGUACUACAGCAGCAGCAGAAGCGGGCUACGUACCGCGAGCGCAACAAGACCCGGGGCCGCCUGAUCACUGAGACGGAGAAGUUCUCAGGUGUGGCUGGGGAAGCCCCCAGUAAUCUUUCCAUCCCAAUGGCUGUGGGCAGUGGCCCAGGCCGGGGUGACGCCGACAGUCACGCUAGUAUGAAGAGCCUGCUUAACAGCAGGACUGAGGACAUGACACAUGGCCGCCGUAGCAGAGGCAUGGUUCAGAGCAGUUCCCCAGUUUCACACACAGCAGUGGAGCCCUCCACUGCACCUCCUGAGGAAACCCCAGGCUCCAACGUACCCAGUGACACCUCUGAUGAGAUCAUGGAUCUGUUGGUACAGUCGGUGACCAAGAGCAGUCCUCGAGCCUUAGCUGCUCGGGAAAGGAAGCGGUCCCGUGGCAACCGCAAGUCUUUGAGACGGACAUUGAAGAGUGGACUUGGAGAUGACCUAGUGCAGGCACUGGGAUUGAGUAAAGCUCCUGGCCUAGAGGUGUGAAGGUGCUGCCGCCAAGAAAACUGUCUGGAUCGCAGCAUGUAAUGCAAGAGACUACAGCAAAGAGGGCAUAGAGUAGAAGUCUGGUCCCAGAAGCCUAUGCCCAGGAACCAGUACCUUGAGCAGUAUUAGGGUGUGUGGGUGUGUGUGUGUGCGUGUGCGUGUGUGUGGGUGUGUGUGUGUGCACGUGUGCGUGCACGCGCACUCCCUAGUCAGGGAGCAAAAUAAACUUUCUUAGAUAAUCCA